AUGGAAAGAUACACCUUUGACGGCGCCCCAGAAGAGAUCAUCGCCAAUGUCACGGCGAUCCUUGCUUCCCAAGCUGCAUCCAAAGCGCCUCUGUUGAAGCUCGCAACGACAACACUGUUCUACAAGCUAGACAUCAGCGCCCACAACACAACUCUCGCUGUCAGCGACUCUGCAGAAUGGUGUCCGCGUGAAGUCACACAUUGGAACCUACUCUUUUGGAUGAUCGGAUUAGCAACCAACGCUCUGAGUCAACCGACUGGGCGCAUCCUAGGUCUUUGGUACCCUCAUCACGCUAUUCUUCGAGCAUCCCCCAUUCUGUACGCUGCCGACGCUAUCACUGUCAUCGUUCGCUGGGUGGGAGGCGUAGCCUCCUUCCGCGGCGUCCGAGGAUCCGCUUCAUACAUCCUGGCUAGCCGGUUCGUCGAUGAGCGAGGUCUGCCGCAUCUCGACGCUAUAGGAAGUGCGAAGCGCCAUGCGUGGAUCCGCCUGUGGAGCUUUCUCUCCGGCGUCACGCCUUUGUUCAUCAAGUUUUGGACAAAUCGUCGCCAUCUUCCGGCUCUUGCCCUGGCCUGUGGCACGAUGUUUGUCGUCCCGUGGGCUGUCUUCGAGCUCCUAGUUCUAGCAGCGGAUCCUGCAGAGAUGGCAAGACUCAGGAGAGACGCUUCGAAGGUCCUCGAUAAGCGUCAAGAGCAGGUCGAGGAUGACAAGGCCAACGGUAGAGAUCCCAGCUUCACGCCGCACCAGCUCAGGGCUGGCCUGCUCGUCAGCUACUUCCCGCAGACAAAGGCUUUGAGACUCGGCAGGGCCUGGGCCACGGUUGCCAUUGCCGCCCACUGUGCUCCGACUCCGUGGCUUUAUGACAGACUGUUCUUUGGGAGGAGGCAUCUAUCCGACGGAUGGAUGAUAUUGAUACGAGCUGAAGUCGUGCUACUGCAGAUACUGUUGAGUCUUCUUUACUUCUCGCCGAUCCUUGUCGACCAGUCCAUGUACUCUGCGACUCUCUCUGGCUCUGUCUCGAGGCACUUCCAUCUCGAACCGAUUCAGAGGAUCAUCAUGAACAGUCGAUCCUACCUACCGUCCAUGGCCAGCAUGGGCCCGGUCACCUUUUCCGUCGGACUUUUCGUCAUGAUGGACUUGUUGGAUCCAGGAGACCUGUACAUUGGGUUAACGUUCGGUUGCUCGUUCGGCACAAUCUUGGCGAGUGUGUUUAUAAAGUGGUUGUGGAACAAGGAUCUCGCCCCUUAUAUUCACAUCGGCUUUACCCUGCUGUUGUUGAUCCUAAGCCAUGAGUCCCAGGGGAGUUCUCAACCGAUCUGGCUCGAUUAUCUUGGAUAG
Messenger RNA from Thyridium curvatum, 1335 nucleotides. RefSeq lists its product as uncharacterized. The coding region runs from base 1 to 1335 and encodes 444 amino acids. The transcript has a single exon. Lineage: Eukaryota; Fungi; Ascomycota; Sordariomycetes; Thyridiales; Thyridiaceae. The record is from RefSeq and is a predicted model, not a curated record.